AUGGCUAUGAAUUCGGCGCUGUCUCGCACCACUGGCGCCCUCAUAAUUGCGCUGACGUUUUUCCCACUCAUUCUCGCCCAUGGCAAUAGUCAUGAUGAGGCCGAAAUGGAUGGCCAUCGAGGCCAGCAUCACGAAAGCGAUAACCCCAAGGAUGAUACUGAGUAUCCCCCAAGCUACUUCUCCCACCCUGACCAUGUUGGCGCAAUACACGCCCACAUCGCCGUCAUGACACUGGCCUGGGUUUUCAUUUUACCUGUUGCCGUAGUGCUCUCCUUGGCAAGGUCCAGAUACACCCUUGUCUUGCAAUUCGCAUUCCUGGUGACAAAUGCGGUUGGUCUUUUAGUGGGCACCAUUUACAAUGACCAAACCCCCGAUCUCUACCCGAAUAAUUCUCAUCACAAGUUGGGCUGGGUUGUCACUUGGAUUGUCAUCGCCCAAGUCCUCAUUGGCACGGUGGGAUGGGUUGCUGGAGCCGUGGCACGAACCACAAACCUUUCGGACAAUGUCACCCACGCCUUUCUCCCAGUUCCAACCGACGCACCCCAUGAUAGUCAAUACCGGAUACUUGACGACUAUCGGUCUUCUAAUCCCUACCGAGCAUCCGAUGACAGUGGACAAGGCACAGAGCCCAACACAGAAUCCUUACGAAACAGCUCCGUAUCAACCCUUGACGGUGUGGAUGACAUCCAAUUGCAGAGUCCCCAAAAGGAGUAUGGAGAAGAACCUGACGACUUGGAAUCCGUGUCACUCUCGUCCCCGAUUCCGAAGACUGCCAUUGGACGUCACGCAGCCAGAGUUGUUGCUUCGCGAGUCUGGAGGUAUCUGGAUAUCGCAACUCAGGUUGUUGACCGCACCAUUCUUCCCUUGGGUUUUGUUUCCCUCGCCACAGGUAUUGUCACAUUUGGUCGGUUCUUUGAGGGCGAUGAGAUCUUUGGCGGUCUUGCGCAUUGGGUCAAAGGUGGUGUCUUCUUCUGGCUUGGACUCUUCACCCUUGGUCGUUGGUCUGGCAGCUUCGCUGAGGUGGGUUGGGCAUGGAAUGUUCGCCCAAAGCGAUCUGGACGGAAAUGGUGGCCUUCUGCUGAAUUUGUCGAAAGUGCUCUGAUAUUUCUCUACGGCUCGACUAACAUCUUCCUCGAGCACCUCAGCGGUUGGGGAGGCGAAUGGAAGCCCCGGGAUAUGGAGCACAUUUCCAUCACAAUCCUCUUCAUUGGCGGCGGGCUGUGCGGUAUGCUCGUUGAGUCGACCAGGAUUCGGGAUCUUCUCAAUACGACAGCCGAUGAAACCGAGUUCGACCACCCUUACCACAACGACGAGGUCAAGCAAUCUAGCUCACCGGAAACCUAUGAAUUCUCUUUGAACCCCAUCCCUGCAUUGGUCAUAUUGAUGCUGGGGAUCAUGAUGAGUUCCCAUACCCAGUCCACAAGGACGUCGAGCCUUGUCCACCAACAAUGGGGCAAUCUUUUGCUCGGAGCAUCCUUCGCCAGAGGACUGACAUAUGUGCUCCUGUUCCUCAAACCUCCCAAGUCGGUUCUUCCAUCUCGACCUCCCACGGAGCUUCUUGCCUCUUUUGGCUUGAUUUCAGGAGGCAUAAUAUUCAUGGCAAGCGCCGGCGACACAGUCCAGGGAAUGAUCCAUUACAAUAUGGAUGCCAUGUUCAUGUACACGGUCACCAUGGGUUUAGUCGGGUCGCUGAUGGCCUGGGAGGUCAUCGUUCUUGCCAUCAAGGGAUGGGCUGUCCGCCGAGAGCGGUACCGUGAGUCGCAUCGCAUCGUAUAA
Messenger RNA from Ilyonectria robusta, 1776 nucleotides. RefSeq lists its product as uncharacterized. Bases 1 to 1776 code for a protein of 591 amino acids. The transcript has 5 exons. The record is from RefSeq and is a predicted model, not a curated record. NCBI's taxonomy places the organism in Eukaryota, Fungi, Ascomycota, Sordariomycetes, Hypocreales, Nectriaceae.